AUGGCCAGCAGCCACCGCAUUCUCCCUAGAGUAAACAGCCUGGAGAAAGGAACGUGUGGAAGAGGUAGAGACCUGGCCGUCAGGAAGGAACACAGGCACCUCUGUGGCUCCCUGACAGUGACUCUGUUCCUUUCAGUGGGGGUCAACUUGUUCUAUUUCUGCAUCAUCAUUUACCUGUACGGGGACUUGGCCAUCUACGCUGCCGCCGUGCCCUUCUCCCUCAUGCAGGUGACCUGCAGCGCCACUGGCAACGAGUCCUGUGGUGUGGAGGCCGACAGCAAGCACAACGACACAGACCCGUGCUGGGGGCCCCUGCGCCGCGUGGACGCCUACCGCAUCUACUUGGCUGUCUUCACUCUCCUCCUUGGACCCUUCACCUUCUUUGACGUCCAGAAGACCAAGUACCUGCAGAUCCUGACCUCCCUGAUGAGAUGGGUUGCUUUUGCCAUCAUGAUCGUGCUGGCGCUGGUCCGCAUCGGGCACGGGCACCGGGAGGGGCACCCGCCCCCGGCUGACCUCGCGGGGGUCCGGAACCUGUUCGGCGUGUGCGUCUACUCGUUCAUGUGCCAGCACUCUCUGCCGUCCCUCGUCACACCUGUGUCCUCCAAGCGCCACCUCCCGUGCCUGGUCUUCCUGGACUACGUGCUCAUCCUCGCCUUCUACGGCCUCCUGGGCUUCACCGCCAUCUUCUGCUUCCGUGGCGACGCCCUCAUGGACAUGUACACCCUGAACUUCGCGCGCUGUGACGUCGUGAGCGUGGCCGCCGUGCGCUUCUUCCUGGGCCUCUUCCCCGUCUUCACCAUCAGCACCAACUUCCCCAUCAUCGCCGUGACCCUCCGCAACAACUGGAAGACGCUCUUCCACCGCGAGGGGGGCACGUACCCCUGGGUAGUGGACCGCGUGGUGUUCCCCGCCAUCACCCUGCUGCCCCCGGUGCUGGUGGCCUUCUGCACCCAUGACCUGGAGUCCCUGGUGGGCAUCACGGGGGCCUACGCCGGCACGGGCAUCCAGUACGUCAUCCCCGCCUUCCUGGUGUACCACUGCCGCAAGGACACCCAGUUGACCUUGGGCUACGGGACUGUCAACAAGCAUGGGUCCCCUUUCCGCCACACCUUCUGGGUGGGCUUUGUGCUGCUCUGGGCUUUCUCCUGCUUCUUCUUCGUCACCGCCAACAUCGUCCUCAGCGAGACCAAGGUCUGAUGGCAGGAUGUAUCUGGCGGUAAGAGAGGUGGGGGCUCCACUCCGGCGCCCCCACUCACCUUCCCCCCUGCAGAGCCAAGAUCUAGCUCCUUCCCAGGGUUCCUUGGGGCAGGCGAGGCCGGACUUUCGGAGGGGACCCUCCCCAUCUCCGGCUGGGGGUAGGAUUCCGCACAGUCUGUACUGUGCCUCACUUGCCAGGUGACCCUUUUUCCAGGUACCCCGGCCACAGCCUGGGCGCACAGCCUGAACCCAGGUUCCAGACUUGGCUCCUGCUCUACACACAGGCCCCACCAGACAAACACCAGGGGCAGGCUCCUCCCCCGCACGGUGGGGAUGCAGUGCUGGCACUGCCACUAUUUAUACCAGACACCACGUCCCCUCCUCCUUUGUCCCAGACCCUCGUGCAUCCUUGUCUGGGGAAUCUGCCCCACGAGUAGCUGCAGCCUCAGGGCGAAUCCCAGGCCGGAACCCUGCUCUCCAUGGGGGUUGCCAGCCAUAGGCAGGUCCUGCCUUCCCCUCAGGCCUGGAGUGGCCAGGUGCCGCUCCCCAGGAGGGCCUGGCCAGCCCCGAGACAAGAACAGGAAGUGCUGGUCAGCAUCAGGGUCCCUGGCCUGUCGCUGUAAGGGCCUUGCCGUGGGUUCCAGCGUCUGUCCUGAGCUCCUGAGCCCGUGAUGACUCAGCCCAGGAGAUGGUUUAAAGCCCAGAGCCCGUGACCCCUCAAAGGGAUCCUCUGCUCUCCUGACUGCCCCACUGGGGCCCGCAGGGUCUCCGCAGUUACCGAGGGGCAGUGUAUAAGGACCACGAAAGGGAGCCACCCCCAGCCACCAUCACAGUGGCUUGGGAGCGCCGGGAGCUCGUGGCCGUGGGCAGGCUCUGCUUCCCGCCCUGUAAGAGGUCAGGCCUGCGGGGAGCAGCGGGCUUGGCUGUCCCUGCUCCCCCUCCCUUUUGAGCCAGACUGUGGGUACUCUGUUCAUACUCUCCAUGACCCUUGAGUGCUGUGGAGUGAGAUGGGGCACCUUCUCAUGGAAGGAGGAGUGGGUUUCUGGCCACCUCACCAGCUCUUCCGUGGUCCCGUCCCUGUCACAAGCAUGCAUGCGUCUGCUGGGCCAGCCUUCCUUGGAAACACAGGUGACUAGUGAACUCUGCAUUUUCAAUGUGCCUUCUGCUUCAGGACCUGGGGGUCCUUCCUAACCCUUCCUGGUGUGCCCCCAGCCCUGGGCCUGGCCCACCUGUCCUGGAGCCCAGAGCAGCUUGGCCUGGAGCUGCCUAUCUGGGGUGGGGUUUCAGGUCCCCAGCCCCCCUCCCCUUUUUUAUUUCAGUGCCUUGCUCAGCCCACGUUCGGGAACCUUUGCAGCCUCCUGCAUGGCAUGGUGAUCUUGGAGGGAGAGGGAGGAAGACCUGGGAUUUGUAGGAACUGGGGAGUCCAUAGGCCAUGCCACCCCCCACCCUGGCCUUUUGCCGUGGUCUGCAUUUUCACUGUUGUUACAUCUUAGUCCGUCCCCAAGUAUUGUGAUUUUCCAUCCAUGUGAAAACCAAACCACCCUUCCCCAUCUGCCACGGCGUAUUCUUUCCAGGAGGCCACAGCCCCCAGUGGGCAGAGCAGGGAGGGCUCCCGGGAGCGGGGGGGCAGGCACUCCAUGGCUCCGGCCCUACCUGGAGCUGCCCAGCUGUUUGCUGAAAACACAAAAUAUCCAUACUUACUCUUCUCCAGUUCCAUCCCUGCUUGCUUAAGGACAAAGCAAAUUAAAUCAUCCUGCCGCCCCAGGCUCCAAACCAAAUAUUGGACGCGAAUUUAUUAGCAUCAUAAAGCCCAGGUUGAUUUAUGUGACAGUCUGGAGGCACACAGCGGUGCAGUCGGGCGGCUGCACUCCCCUCCUCCGAGCCCUGCAGCCCCAGGCCUGGAGAGACCGAAUCGUGGCCGUGUCGCUGACGGGAAGCCAGGGUACUCACACUGGGCUCCUCUGCUCCUCGGCGUUCACCUGCUGUCUGACCGCCUGGAGGUCAGAUGGGGUCGCCUUCCUCUCUACUGCUGAUAGCCAGGGGGCUUAGGGCAAGGGGAAGAGGACGCCAGCAGCUAGACAGACCCCCGAUGAUGCCUGUUCACCGAGUGCAUCAGGUGCCUUGGUUGCAAGUGUUUAUGUCGGUGCGGCGAGGUGGGCGAGCCGGAUCAUGGUUUUCAUGUUACAGAUGGGCCCCCGGGGGUCAGUGGCAGGGAGGGCAGAGGAGGAGGCCCGCCCGGCCUGGCCUGGGCACAAACGUCGCUGUGGAGGAGCACAUGAACUCCACAGCCCCCACCUGGUGCCUUUCACCCAGACUGGCCCCAAGAGCAGCCCAGGCCAAGGGGGGCAUCUGCGGUCCCUUGCGCCGCGGUGCCCAUGGCUCCUGCCUGUUCCCUCACCUGAGGCCAGAGAGGUGGCUGCGGGACGGGGCAGAUGGCAGGUGACAGGCUGGGAGGCACUGCUGAGUGGUGGAAGGUGGGCAGUGGGCACCUUGCCAGGCCCUUAGCGACACAGCUGUUCUCACCACACGGGGGCCGGGAGCAGCCUCGGCAAUAGGCAGACUAAAGUCAGAGCAGGGAAGGAUGGGGGCUGCGCCCCACCUCAGGGGAGUCCAGCCCCGGGGCGGGGGGAGCCUGGCAGGGCCAGCCCCUCGGGCGUGUGACCACGCCCAUCUCCCCCUGUCUCGGCAUGGAGUCGGAUUCCCGGGCAGGGCUGACCCCACGCUGGCCAUUGACAGCCACUACAAAGCUGCUCUUCUGAAACUGAGAUCCAGGACUGCAGGGGGGAGCUUUGCAAACCUCCUUGCCCGGGGCUGGGGUUCACGGUGUCGGUGGGAGAAAGGGAGAAUAGCUUCCUCAGGGCCUGGUAUGUGCCGGCAUGGUGCUGGGUGCUUUCCGCAUGAACCUUGGCGUAAUUUGGGAAUUGAGAACGUGGAUCAAGAAGCCGGAGCUGCCCCUUGCAGGUGGUGAGCCUCCAUGCUCGUCCCCCUCAUUUGUAACACGGGGGCCAUAGGGCCUGCACCGCUGACCGGUGGUGGGAACUUAGGUACUGAGCUUAGUGCCUGGCACAAAAGUGCUCAAUAAAGCUAUCACGUACUGAU
This is a messenger RNA of Ailuropoda melanoleuca (giant panda), 4299 nucleotides long. It is a transcript of the gene SLC38A12, whose product is annotated as solute carrier family 38 member 12. The transcript is spliced from 5 exons. The record is from RefSeq and is a predicted model, not a curated record. Lineage: Eukaryota; Metazoa; Chordata; Mammalia; Carnivora; Ursidae. Bases 1 to 1200 code for a protein of 399 amino acids.